Psammomys obesus (fat sand rat) is the source of this 1124-nucleotide messenger RNA. It is a transcript of the gene Psmb8, whose product is annotated as proteasome 20S subunit beta 8. The transcript is spliced from 6 exons. Bases 94 to 924 code for a protein of 276 amino acids. NCBI's taxonomy places the organism in Eukaryota, Metazoa, Chordata, Mammalia, Rodentia, Muridae. The record is from RefSeq and is a predicted model, not a curated record. Gene Ontology annotation, cellular component: proteasome core complex. Gene Ontology annotation, molecular function: threonine-type endopeptidase activity.
ACGGGGACCUGGUUCCCUCCCCCUGGUGCUGUGGCUUUCGCUUUCACUUCCUUGUCGGAGGGAGAGUCGACGGAGCUCCCGGGCUGAGCGGUCAUGGCGUUACUGGAUCUGUGCGGAGCUGCUCGGGGCCAGCGGCCCGAGUGGGCAGCGCUGGGUACGGACAUCGGGCAUCGCUCAGACCCGGGGCACUACAGUUUCUCUGCGCAGACUCCGGAGCUCGCACUUCCCCGGGGGAUGCAGCCCACUGAAUUCCUGAGGUCCUUCGGUAGUGACCAGGAAAGGAAUGUUCAGAUUGAGAUGGCCCAUGGCACGACCACGCUGGCCUUCAAGUUCCAGCACGGAGUCAUCGUGGCCGUGGACUCCCGGGCCUCUGCUGGGAGUUACAUUGCCACCCUGAGGGUGAACAAGGUGAUCGAGAUCAAUCCUUACCUGCUUGGCACCAUGUCCGGCUGUGCCGCCGACUGUCAGUACUGGGAGAGGCUGCUGGCCAAGGAAUGCAGGCUGUACUAUCUGCGGAACGGGGAGCGCAUCUCUGUGUCUGCGGCCUCCAAGCUGCUUUCCAACAUGAUGAUCCAGUACCGGGGCCUGGGCCUGUCCAUGGGGAGCAUGAUCUGCGGCUGGGACAAGAAGGGACCAGGACUCUACUACGUGAAUGAAAACGGAACCCGGCUCUCCGGACAGAUGUUCUCCACCGGCAGCGGGAACACCUAUGCCUACGGGGUGAUGGACAGCGGGUACCGGCCGGACCUCAGCCCCGAAGAGGCCUACGACCUCGGCCGCAGGGCCAUCGUCUAUGCCACCCACAGAGACAGCUAUUCUGGGGGAGUCGUUAACAUGUACCACAUGAAGGAAGACGGUUGGGUGAAAGUGGAGAGCUCGGAUGUCAGUGACCUGCUGCACAAAUACCGAGAGGCCAAGCAGUGACGGCGGCAGCUGGACAGGCCUCCUGGGUGCUGGUGAGCCUGGUGAACUCAAGGAUGUGCUCCAGCUUCAGUCCCAGGAGAAAGAAGGGCCCGAGCAGAAAGCUCCAGGCCUUGGGGACAGCCAGGCUCACCCUGUCUGGCAGCCAGCACCCCAUCCCCGGAGACCUUCUAAAUAACAAUAAAAGAAAACGGUUAUGCUUG